Molecule: messenger RNA, 7666 nt
Organism: Corvus hawaiiensis (hawaiian crow)
Lineage: Eukaryota; Metazoa; Chordata; Aves; Passeriformes; Corvidae
Gene: GNAO1
Product: G protein subunit alpha o1
Exons: 8
Coding region: 429-1493 (354 amino acids)
Biological process (GO): adenylate cyclase-modulating G protein-coupled receptor signaling pathway; G protein-coupled dopamine receptor signaling pathway
Cellular component (GO): heterotrimeric G-protein complex
Molecular function (GO): G protein-coupled serotonin receptor binding; GTP binding; GTPase activity
Source: RefSeq, a predicted model, not a curated record
CCCGCCCGCCGCCGCUCCCGCGCCUCCAUUCGGCUCCGCCGCCGCCCGCCGAGGAGGGGACAGCGACAGCCGGGAGCACGGGAGAGGGACGGACCCUCCCCUGCCGCCAACCCGCUUCCUCCUCCUUCUCCUCCACCUCCUCCCCCGCCUCCGCCUCCCGGCCGGGAAGAGCUCGCCGUGCCCGCAGCAGCCCCGCUGGAUGCACUGAGCGCUCGGGCGCGGGGAGAGAGGGGCAGGAGGGAGCCGGGAGCCCCGCCGCGGAGGCGCUGCGCUACCCGGAGCCUCACGGCCAUUUGCUGUAAUUCUUUUAUUGCCCCCCGGCCGCCUCCUCCUCUCUGCCCGCGGGAGCCAGCCGAGGCGGCGGGGGCUGCAUCCCCCCUCCCCCCCUUUUUUUUUUUUAAUUUUUUUUUUAAAUUUUCAUCGCCGCCAUGGGAUGUACCCUGAGUGCUGAGGAAAGAGCCGCCCUGGAGCGGAGCAAGGCCAUCGAGAAGAACCUGAAGGAGGACGGGAUCAGCGCGGCCAAAGACGUGAAACUCCUCCUGCUCGGAGCCGGAGAGUCGGGAAAAAGCACCAUCGUGAAGCAAAUGAAGAUCAUCCAUGAGGAUGGCUUCUCUGGAGAAGACGUGAAGCAGUACAAGCCAGUGGUGUACAGCAACACUAUACAGUCACUGGCAGCCAUUGUCCGUGCCAUGGAUACCUUGGGCAUUGAGUACGGUGAUAAGGAACGACGGGCUGAUGCCAAGAUGGUCUGCGAUGUCGUAAGUCGGAUGGAGGACACAGAGCCCUUCUCUCCAGAGCUGCUGUCAGCUAUGAUGAGGCUCUGGGCAGACUCUGGGAUCCAAGAAUGCUUCAACCGGUCCCGGGAAUACCAACUUAAUGACUCAGCCCAAUACUACCUAGACAGCUUAGAUCGAAUUGGAGCUGCAGACUACCAGCCCACGGAGCAGGAUAUUCUCCGAACCAGGGUCAAAACAACUGGCAUCGUAGAAACCCAUUUCACAUUCAAAAACCUCCACUUCAGGCUCUUCGAUGUCGGGGGCCAGCGAUCAGAACGCAAGAAGUGGAUUCACUGCUUUGAGGAUGUCACAGCAAUCAUCUUCUGUGUCGCGCUGAGUGGCUACGACCAGGUGCUCCAUGAAGACGAAACCACGAACCGCAUGCACGAAUCUCUGAAGCUUUUUGACAGCAUCUGCAACAACAAAUGGUUCACAGAUACAUCUAUCAUCCUGUUUCUAAACAAGAAGGACAUAUUUGAGGAGAAAAUUAAGAAAUCUCCACUGAGUAUCUGCUUUCCUGAGUACACAGGUCCCAACGCUUUCACAGAGGCGGUGGCGUACAUCCAGACUCAGUACGAGAGCAAGAACAAGUCGGCCAACAAGGAGAUCUACACUCACAUCACCUGCGCCACCGACACCAACAAUAUCCAGUUCGUCUUCGACGCUGUCACGGAUGUCAUCAUCGCCAACAACCUGCGGGGAUGUGGACUCUACUAAAGCACCCUCCUCCCUCCGCUCCCGGCACCCGCCCGGAGUAUCCUCCAGUCCCGCGGACAGGUCCUCCCUUUCCUUGUUUUUUCCUCCUCAGAAGAUAACAAGGAAGAAAUACAUAAAUCCCUCCUCCUGUCCCAGACAACUCUGCAGCAAGUUCUGAUUUCCCCAGACCCAUUUUAUUUUACUUUGGUUCAUUUUUGGUUCAUUCCCUUGCUGCCCUGUUCCACUCCUCCGUUCCAAUUCACAGUGUUGCGCAGGGAGCUAACGCAUUUCCCACAAAGUGCAUUUCAACUGCCAAAAGACAAAAAUACUUCGGUUUUAAAGAGAGGAAAAAAAAUCAAAGCCUUAACAUACUGGUCAGGAACAGUGUAGUUUGGAACCAAAACUUUUUUUUUGCCCUGAAAAUUAAGGGAUAUUGUUCAUUGUCAUGGUUAUCUGCCUUUUUUUAAACACUGUUCCUUUGGGAAGUGCUAGAUACAACCUGAUCAUUUUGAGGGUACCUUACAGCUCCAGUUCUGACCCCAAAGCUGGAGGGUUUGGUGUUGAAUGCAGCCACCAUAGCUUGGAUUUGUACAUUCUCCUUUUUUCCAGACAGCUAUUUGAACAAGUAAAACAGCCAUAUCGAGUUCUGCUGGUGUCUUGAGUAACAGGGACACAGUAACAAAGCCUACUAAGUCUUGUCUAAAAGCAUUCAUUACUGGUAGCAGUUUUACCUCGAGUUUUUCAGAAUUAAUGAUAAAAUUUAUCUAGUGGUUGCUGUAACCCAUUUCUGAGGCACUUCCAUGGAGGCCAUGGGGCUGCUGGGCUGGGACCCCUGGAGCGUAGGCAGUGAAGAUGCCCCGGGAAUGGUGUCCUGAUGGGGACCUCACACUCAGUGGCAUCCUGACAAGGAAUCCAGCCUGGGGACAUUUCCCACAGCACCUCCCAGCCUUAGUGAUUUCAGCAGAGGUGAUGCUCCUGCAAACAUGCAGCAUCACUUUCAGACUUCAACCCUGAAACGCUGGGGUGAAUGAAAAAUCCUUAGCCCUGGCUUCUUGUAGGCAGAAUCUGACCUUGAAGUGCCUGAGAUGGGGAGAGGUGCUGUGGGAAACCUCCCUGUGCUUGGGUGGCAGCAAAGUGUGCAAGAGCCUCAAAGCCCUUCAUUGCCUCUUGGGCAUCCAAACCCCUUGGGAAGCUCAGCCUUGUGCUCUGAGCCUCCUUGGCUGAGCAGAAGCUGGUGGCUUUCCUAUGUCACCUCCUGCCUGAGCAUCCCAGAGAGACAGCUCCAGGGUUGGUGUCUCCAGUCAGGGCAUCUCUUUACCAGUAUCUGUAGCAAGAUGGAUGGUUAACACUGGCAAAGGAGAGCUCAGGGAGCUGACUUGAGUCAAGUGAUGGAGUAGGAAGGAAAAGUGCAAGGAAAGGAGGAAGGAAGGGCAGGGGAGAGGAGUGGGAAGGGUGGGGGUAGCACCCAGCACAGCAAAAGUGGGGGCUCAGAGAUAAGGACAAAUGCAGGUGGGCUGAGGUACAUGUGAGGUACACUCGCUUGCCAUCACCAAGAGCUCUGGAUGCUGCAGAGUCAGAGGCAGAAGGGAAUGUGAGAGGUGGGGUGUCACUUCUGUGGACAUGGAGGUACUCUUAGAAGUCCACCCCAACAGCUUGUUUGUUCACUGGGUGAGACAACCACCUCUGAGGUCCCACUCAGGGCCCACCUCACCUGGGGGCAGGCAGGCAAUGGUGAUCCCUGCCUCUUUUCUGCCUCUCUUAGAAGUCCAUUAUCUUGGAAAACACAAAUCUUUCCAGGCUGGCCACAAGUUCAACUGUCCUCUCUUGGGAGCCUGAUCUAGGAGUGGCUUUCAGGUCUCAGGAGGUCUCUCCAGGGCUGUGUUGGUGAGGGACAAUAUCUCUUCUCUCACUGCCCAUUUAGGAGAGAUGGUGUGAGAGCAGCCCAGAGCAGCACAGCCCAAGGGAAGGUGCCAGCUGAGCAUCAGUGUGCAGGAGGCAGUGACAGGAACACGUAUGGUGGCACAGGAGGGGGAGAGCAGUUGGAGAGGUUUAGGGAAUGGUUUGGGACAGAAGUUGCAGAAGGGAGAUGAGCCAGAUUGAGAGCAGGGAAGAUGGGACAUAAGGGCACCUGUGAGCCAGAGGAGAGUCCCUAUCAGAGGCUGUGCUCUGCCAGGACAGUGUUUGUGGGACAUCUGUGACAAAUCCCCAGCCAGGGAUAUGAGCAGGAGCACCCCAGGGAAAGCAGGGAAGGCUGGCAGAGGAAAAUGAGGUGUAUGUCACCCAUCCAGCCAGCUCACAGCCCAGCAUGGCUGGUAACUGUCAGUAACUCCUAAACAGCACUAAAGGAUGCAUUUGCUAUUGUACAGCAAGGACCUGCUGCUGCUCUGCUGGGCACUAACAGCAAUAACACAACUCCUGCCUCCCCUGCUCUGGCACAAGCCAGUACCCAUCUUUCUCUUCACCAUCUCAGUCUUAAAAUGCCUCCCAUGACAUCAGCUCCAGCGAAGAGCUGGCCAGCAAAACCAGGACAUCCUCUCUGCUCCUCAUGCCACAGCCCACCCACACAUCUUGUCUGAGCCCCAGCAGUAACACCCAGCAUCCACGGGUGUUGUGUCAAAUCCAGGGCAGAAAAACCACAAGCUGGUUAUGUUUGGUACGUAAAGUGUGUAACCACUGGACCCAGAGUGCUGAUGGCUGGUGCUGGCAGGGCUGCAGGCCUUUUACUAAGCUCUGUAAGAAGAGUUUGAUCAGAAGCACUGGAGUUUUGGAGAUUUUCUGUUCCCACCCCUUGCUGUGAAUGAUGUUUUAUCCAAGCAAAUAAGUAACAGAAGCUGUUCCCAGGGAAGGCAGCACCAUGCCAAGGCUUUGUGAGCUCCAGUGUAAAGCACACAGGAAUAUUUUGGGAAAGACAAUUCAAAUUAACUCAACCCCAAACUCUGCCAUAUGCAGUCAAGUGGCCAGUGCUGGCUCAGUGCGCUUUCACCGCUCUCCAGCCUGGAUUCAGGUAACCCAUUCCCAGCUUUGCCAGCUGGGAGGUCCAAACCCCCUCUUGCAGCUCCAGCAGGUCCUAGCACGUUGGUGAUAACCAGCAGCUGGUGCCCCAUGGGGAAAAAAGGGAGAAAAAGCAGAGGAAAUGUUGCGACACAGAGCCUCUUCUUUCAUUUUCUUUGGCAUAUUGUGUGUCUAAAGCUUCAUCUCAGCUGCUGUUGCUGACAUUCCCUCCCUCACACGAGUGCCAUGAGGAUUCACUGACAAAUGCUGGAAAGAGCCUUUGGAAGAUGAAAUACUUCCAGUGUUAAACACUACUAUUUCUCCCGCUUGAUGGCCGCAUAUAGAUUUUGUCUCCAGAACGCCUGCCAAAUCAUUACUCACUGCUGGCUUCUGCAUCCUCCGAAGCCUUUCCUGACAGAUGUGCCUUCCGCAGGCAAUCUUUUGCCCUGUGCUUUUUCUAAACACCAGCAAUUCUUGCAGCAGUUGCCUAAAAAGUACCUUGAAAUACAUCGCCUGCUUUCAAAAGCCUUUUCUUAACAGCCCCUUGUGCUUUGCAAUUGCCAUGCUCUGAAUCCAGACCCUUGGAGACCUAGAGCUGUGUUUCAUUUGCAGUCACCACACAGCAGGGAUGUUGCAACUGGUACAACUGCAUCAGAAAUCAUACCAGGGCAUGGAGGAUAGAUUUUAAAAGCACAAAGUUGAAACAGCUAUGUAUAAACCCUGCUGCCCUUCAAAGCUAAUGUGGGAAUUUGCAAAAAAAAAAAGCUCUUUUUGGGAUGCAGAAGGUUUUUAAUGACUCAGGUCUCUGUUCCAGCAGCAGAAGCAUCCGAGGGGUGUCAGCAUUGAAAAUAGCAUUAGCAACUCAUGAUGAGCUUCAGACAGCAGCAAAAGGAAAGAAGGAAGCUCCCCCUUGGCUUGCUCUGUAGUGAAUGAGAGGGUCGGGUAUGGAGCCAUGAGACCACAAAAAUGCAAAUAGCUUCUUUAUUUAAACAAUAAUUUCAACAAAAUAGAGAAACCCAUACAAGGAAAGUCUUGCAGAGCUGCAGGGCUGAGCUGCAGAGCUCCUUAGGAGGAUGCAGUAGCUGGGCUGGCUGGGAGAACGAGCAAUAACCACGCACUGGGAAAGCACACACUAAAAUACAGCCCCAGACUGCCAUGGGCACUUUUUAAUCUUGCAUACAGAACUCGCACACACUCUGGUUGUCACAGGGGGCCGGAGGAGCCCAGCGGAGCAGCAGGACAGCAGGAAUGCUCAGCGUGGCCAUCUGGCCCUGCCGUCUGCGAGCGCAGAGUGUCCCUGCUGCCCCCGCCCUCCUGCCGGGUCUGGAUGGUCACAUUCCCACUGCCUGCCCAGAAACACUUCCAACUACAUCUCUCUCAGGAGUUUUGUACCGGAAUUAGCUUCUUGCCUUCAGCCAGCUUUCCUGGAUGGCCAGCCAGCCUGGCCCUCUGUGGAGGGGAGAGCAUCCUCAGGAGGAGCCUGCCAUGCCUCCUCUGUUGAUGCGACUUUGUUUCACGGGACACUAAAAGUAUUAAUGAGGGCAGUCUUUAAUGUAUAUUAAAAUGUAUCUGGCAUGUUUAAUCUAUGAUGGCAUGAGCCCAGUGCUUGCCUGCAAGGAAACAGACCUUGUUCUCAGUCCAGGAGUGUAAUCUCCAAGAGGUCAGGAUGUGACAUAGAAGAUGUCCUUUUGCCAGAAGGUCCCCAUGUGCCCAGCCUUACUGUGCAGCUCAACAAGGCAGACAUCCCCCCUGGGGGAUUUUGCAGUCAAUGCUAGGAAAGAGACCAACCCUGCACUGUUAGUUUGUGUGACAUGUCCCAAGCUUUUUGUGGUCACAAAGUCUCCUGGAGCCAGGGAGAGUUGCUGAGUUCCUGGGAAGAAGCUGACCAUCUGUCAGGUCAAUUAGAGAAGCUUAGUGCUAGUGUGCUUGGGUGUUUCCGUGGGCCAGGGUUGUCUUCAGGCUUACCACCAAAAACUCUACAACCAUUUCCAAGGAGACUAAAACACUCAUUAGUGAUCUGACACUGGACACGUCAAGGUCAGUAGAGAUGGUGCUACUGAGCAUCACCCUGAGCACCCAGACGCAUCACUCACAUCCCCAGUGCACACAUGAGAAAGCAGAGACAUGGUCCAAGUGGCACAAAAUUGCAGACCACGGUCUUGCCUCUACCUCCCUGCAGGAAAGAGCAGGCAAACACACCCCAAGGCUCCCUAAGACUUGAGGGUACUGUGUCAUUUCUGAGCUCCAGCACCAACACGAGGUAAUUGAUGCUGACAGAUAUAGGUACAUGACCUAUAUAGUUAUACUGAGAAUAUGGCUGUGGGAAGGGACUUUGCACAGGACCACUCAUGCCCCAACCAGCAGCCUGUGAGAUCUUUUUUUUGUGUGCAAACACAAGCAAGUGCAACUCUUAAACACCAAUGCCUUAGUGAGAGGAGGACCAAAGCCUCCAGCUGGCACCCUGCAGGCAGACAGAAAGGGAGCUGGAUUGAAGAAAUAGCCCCAUCUCCCCAAAAGGGCAGCUCUGUUCAUGGACACUGAGUGCAGAGUAAGCACAGGGAGGAGAGACCAGGAGAAGAGGUAGAGGGGCUGGGAGCCAGCUGGAUGCUCACUGCCCCAGGCCUUCUUCUACCCAGUGUCUUGGAAAUUAAUGUCAAGACCCAGUCCUGACUGUAGGGUGGGCAAGCAGCUCCAGAACUAAAGCCCCUGCUCCAGGUGGGGAGAAGAGAUCAUGGCAGGUGAAACACCAUUUUCAGCAGUGCCUGAGUCUCACCAGCUUUUCCUGUGCUGGAAGAACUUGGUGGUGCUGGGCAAGCAAAGAGGGUUGUUUAAACACCAGCUAUUGCCCUGUUAAAUAGCCUAGGUCCCUAAUUUGUGCUCCUCAGCCCUAUUCCCCCACCUCCUUUUUCCCCACUUCAUCUUGACAAGGGAAGAGUGACCAUCACCCUGUCUCUGGGCUCCCCACUCCCCACCACAUUUCCCAAAGGAUCACUGGAGGCCGUCACCAUUUUCCUUUUGCUGGUUUCCCGCUGAAUCAUUUCUCCUGCAUGUUUGAUGGCCCAAACUGUAUUAACUGUAAUUUUGUACGAAGAGUGACUGUCCAUUGGUUUAAUAGAGCAUUAGUUAUUGUAAUAAUUUAUUGGCUGUUGGUAAUGUAUUUAUUAGUUACAAAAUGUUAAUAAAGUGCCAGCUCUUUUCUAGUG